Molecule: messenger RNA, 1674 nt
Organism: Clonostachys rhizophaga
Lineage: Eukaryota; Fungi; Ascomycota; Sordariomycetes; Hypocreales; Bionectriaceae
Source: the annotation of a GenBank genome assembly
AUGGGCGGGCAGGGAGGAUUAGGUGGGCUGCUAUUGAAGCAGCUCAGACCGGCGAAGUUGUUGUUCCACUUCCUCUUUUGGGGAUUUCACUUCGGCAUCUUCGCACUUGGAUGGUACCUACAAUACAGCAACGAGAAGCUGGCUCCUCUCAACCUGUUACAAUAUUCAGUAUGGAUAUCCCGAGGCGCCGGUCUAGUUCUCAGUGUCGAUUGUACGCUUAUCCUCAUCCCGGUGUGUCGCACCAUCGUGCGAUUCUUCCGCCCCAAGCUGCGGUUCCUACCCCUGGACGAGAAUAUUUGGUUUCAUCGGCAGGUAGCGUACGCGACUCUCGUUUUCACCAUCAUCCAUACUGCUGGCCACUACGUCAACUUCUACAAUGUUGAGCUCACCCAAGUUCGAGCCGAAGCUGCCGUCCAAAUUCACUAUGCUCAGGCUGGAGGCAUCACCGGCCAUGUUAUGCUCUUCUGUAUGUUGCUCAUGUACACAACAGCCCACUACCGCAUCCGCCAGCAGUCAUUUGAGACCUUCUGGUACACCCACCAUCUCUUCAUCCCCUUUCUCCUGGCUCUCUAUACCCAUACUACAGGUUGCUUCGUCCGUGAUUCUGUCGAGCCUAUUUCGCCCUUCGCAGGAAAGGAGUACUGGCAACACUGCAUCGGAUAUCUAGGUUGGAGAUGGGAGCUUAUCGCCGGUGGUUUCUACUUUGCCGAGCGCAUAUGGCGUGAAGUGCGAUCUCGCCGCGAGACCAAGAUUACCCGCGUUGUCCGUCACCCUUACGAUGUCGUCGAGAUCCAGUUCUCCAAGCCUUCCUUCAAGUACCGCGCUGGCCAGUGGCUCUUUCUCCAAGUGCCUUCCAUUUCCAAGCACCAGUGGCACCCCUUCACGAUCACCUCGUGCCCUUACGACCCCUACGUCUCGAUCCACGUACGUCAGGUUGGAGACUUCACCCGUGAGCUUGGUGACGCUCUUGGUGCGGGUUCUGCUCAGGCCAAGAUGUAUGAUGACGUGGACCCCCUGGGUAUGUACGAAAUCGCCUUGGUGAAUGGACAGGAGAUGCCCUCGAUCCGCAUCGAUGGGCCCUUCGGUGCCCCCGCCGAGGACGUGUUCCAGAACGAAAUCGCUGUUCUCAUCGGCACCGGCAUUGGCGUCACACCCUGGGCGUCCAUCCUCAAGAACAUCUGGCACCAGCGCAACUCUCCCAAUGCCCCUACCCGCCUCCGCCGUGUAGAGUUCAUCUGGGUCUGCCGCGACACGGGCUCCUUCGAAUGGUUCCAGAACCUCCUCGCCUCCCUCGAGGAGCAGUCCAACGACGCAGCCCGCGCCGAGGGCGCAAACGGGGUCGAGUUCCUCAAGAUCCACACCUACCUCACCCAGAAGCUCGACGUCGACACGGCCCAGAACAUCAUGCUCAACAGUGUCGGUGCCGAUGCGGACCCUCUCACCGAGCUCAAGUCCCGCACAAACUUUGGCCGUCCCAACUUCAAGCAGAUCUUCACCAACAUGCGCGAAGGUAUCGAGAACAAGACGUACAUGAAUGGCCUCCAGGGCCAGACAAACACCACCGUCGGUGUCUAUUUCUGCGGUCCUUCCGUUGCAGCGCGAGAUAUCAAGUCUGCAUGCAAAGCCGCCCAGUCAAGCCGAGUACACUUCCCGUUCUGGAAAGAGCAUUUCUAA